AUGGACUACGAAGCGAUAAAGGAGCAAUGGAGUGAGGUUGAGGAUCGCGAUGGUGUCCGUUUGAGUUGGAAUGUCUUUCCCAGCUCCCGCAUGGAAGCUUCAAGACUCGUUGUGCCCAUUGGAGCACUCUACACACCCUUGAAGGAGAAGCCCGAUACUCCUUUGCUACACUUCGAGCCCGUCACUUGUAAACAACCUUGUCGUUCAGUGUUGAACCCAUUUUGCCAAGUCGAUGUUCGCGCAAGAGUCUGGAUUUGCCCCUUCUGUCUGUCCAGGAACCAACUGCCUCCUCACUACAAAGACAUCACCGCCAACGCUAUCCCCCCCGAACUUCACCCAGCCAACACCACGAUAGAAUACCGCCUGUCGCGACCGGCUCCCGCGCCACCAAUCUUCCUAUAUGUUGUUGAUAUGUGUCAGGAGGCAGACAGCCUUGCCUCCUUGAAGGAGUCGCUCGUCAUGAGUCUGAGCCUGCUCCCAGAGAAUGCUCUUGUCGGUCUCAUCACAUAUGGCACAAUGGCACACGUCCACGAGAUCGGAUACGAGGAAUGCGCCAAGUCCUACGUCUUCCGAGGUAGCAAGGAGUACGCUGCUAAGCAGGUCCAGGAGAUGCUUGGCUUGUCGACCUCUGGUGUGCGACCCGGCAUGCAACCCCAGCCUGGUCGGCCAUUCCCCGCAGGCCCAGCAUCUCGCUUCCUCCUCCCUGUCCAGCAGGCCGAAUUCCAGUUGACCAAGGCCCUCGAGUCUCUUCAGAAGGACCCCUGGCCCGUUGCCAACGACAGACGUAACCUUCGCUGCACUGGAGUUGCGCUCAGUGUUGCUGUUGGCCUUCUUGAAUCAUCUUUCCAGAAUGCCGGUGGUCGCAUCAUGUUGUUUGCUGGUGGCCCUGCUACAGAAGGACCUGGAAUGGUUGUUGGACCUGAGCUGAGGGAGCCUAUUCGAUCUCACCAUGACAUUGACCGAGAUAACGUCAAGUACUACAAGAAGGCCCUGAAGUUUUACGAGAACCUUGCUAAGCGCACUGCUCACAAUGGUCACAUCAUCGACAUCUUCGCCGGUUGUCUAGACCAAGUUGGUUUACUCGAGAUGAAGGGGCUAUGCAACUCGACUGGUGGCCACAUGAUUCUCACCGACAGCUUCACAUCCUCCAUGUUCAAGCAGUCGUUUGUGAGAAUCUUUGAAAAGGAUGGAGACGAUAACCUCCUCAUGGGUUUCAACGCCGUGCUGGAGGUUCUAACCACAAAGGAGCUCAAGGUUACAGGUCUCAUUGGCCAUGCAGUCUCCCUUAACAAAAAGUCCAUUUCUGUUGGCGAAUCCGAAUGCGGUAUCGGCAACACAUGCUCCUGGAAAAUGUGCGGUAUUGAUCCCAAGUCCAGCUACGGAAUCUACUUCGAAAUUGCCGGUCAGGGACCAGCCACGCAUCAGCAAGCACCGCAGAAGGGUAUGAUGCAGUUCCUGACAUACUACCAGCACUCUUCUGGCCAGUUCCAUCUUCGUGUUACGACGGUUGCUAGAAACCUCAGCAGCCCUGCUGGAGACCCAGCAAUUGCGCAAUCAUUCGACCAAGAGGCUGCAGCUGUCCUUAUGUCGCGCAUCGCUGUUUUCAAGGCCGAGGUCGAUGAUGGGCCUGAUGUCUUGCGAUGGGUCGACAGGAUGUUAAUUCGGCUGUGCUCUCGCUUCGCGGAUUACCGAAAGGACGACCCUUCAUCCUUCCGGUUGGAAAAGAACUUCACUCUAUACCCGCAGUUCAUGUUCCACCUCCGACGAAGUCAGUUCCUCCAGGUGUUCAACAAUUCUCCUGACGAGACAGCAUUUUACCGACAUGUGCUCAACCAUGAGGAUGUUAGCAACUCACUUGUUAUGAUUCAGCCCACUCUGGACUCCUACACCUUUGACCAGGACGGCGGCCAGCCUGUUUUGCUCGACUCUGCUUCCAUCCAGCCCACACAUAUUCUUCUUCUCGAUACUUUCUUCCACAUCUUGAUUUUCCACGGCGAGACAAUUGCCGAAUGGAGGAAGGCUGGAUACCAAGAGCAGGAAGGAUAUGAGAACUUUGCUGGUUUGCUCGAGCAGCCAAAGGAAGACGCUCGCGAUCUCAUCACUGAUCGAUUCCCUCUCCCUCGAUUCAUCGUUUGUGAUGCAGGUGGCUCUCAAGCUCGAUUCCUUCUGUCCAAGCUUAACCCAUCCACCACGCAUACGACUGGCCCGUACGGUGGUGUAGGAGCCACGACUGCUCAGACAAUUUUCACAGACGACGUGUCCCUCCAGACCUUUAUGGACCAUUUGAUGAAGCUUGCCGUGAGUGGUGCCAAUUAA
Fusarium graminearum PH-1 is the source of this 2316-nucleotide messenger RNA. RefSeq names its product transporter SEC23. The transcript is spliced from 7 exons. Bases 1 to 2316 code for a protein of 771 amino acids. The record is from RefSeq and is a predicted model, not a curated record. Gene Ontology annotation, molecular function: GTPase activator activity; zinc ion binding. Gene Ontology annotation, cellular component: endoplasmic reticulum exit site; COPII vesicle coat. NCBI's taxonomy places the organism in Eukaryota, Fungi, Ascomycota, Sordariomycetes, Hypocreales, Nectriaceae. Gene Ontology annotation, biological process: endoplasmic reticulum to Golgi vesicle-mediated transport; COPII-coated vesicle budding; intracellular protein transport.